GUGCAAAAGACUCAUUUUUUCCUGAAUAGGGGGUGACGUAGGAAAAUUACAUCAGCUCCACGGUCUGCAGGAUCGGAGAGACACCGCCCGCGGUGGUCUUUAUUCAUCAAAAUCCAACCUUUUCAACUCUACCGGAAUCCACAGGACAAAUUUCUAUGGUUUUGGUGGCAAUUGGCGACAAUUUCAGAGCUCUAAGAUUGAUUUCUAGGGAUACAGGGAUUAAAUAAUCCGGUUGGGUUGAAUUUCGGAUCCUUGCCUUGUGGCGGAGGAGGAGGGAUUGGUUUAUGCGUGCCAUUCCGAUGUCUGAGAAACCUGGCUUGAAGCAGGUUCUGGAGGACUCGGUAGCUGAGGCGGAGGGAGAUCAAUCGAUUCGAGACUACAUCGCCGAGCCGGUGAAUCAGGAAUUAAGGUCAGCAUGGCCGGUGGGGGAAUCGGUAGCAGACGGUGAUAAGCAGGUGGAGGAAGAUAAAGGCAAAGUGACGGAGGAUUCGGGGAAAGAGGAGUUUGUGGAUUGCUCGGAGGAUUACGCAAUGGAUGAGUUGGAUCGCCUGCGGCUUUUGCUGGAUACUACCGUUGACUGUAAUUUUCUAUGUCGAAGUACAAUUUUAUCCAUGUAUUAACAGAUAGUUAAUAGGAAAAAUCAUUUUAGGACUAAAUUUGCUAAUGAAGUACAUCACAGAAAUUAAAAUCCAAAUUUUUUUAGCACAUGACUAUCUUCCGAAUACCUUAUAAUCCGAUUUGACCUAUAAAAUAUGAUAGUACAUUUUA
Molecule: messenger RNA, 768 nt
Organism: Malus domestica (apple)
Lineage: Eukaryota; Viridiplantae; Streptophyta; Magnoliopsida; Rosales; Rosaceae
Source: RefSeq, a predicted model, not a curated record